AUGUCUCUGGAAGCCCUCUACCGCGACUACAUCGACUGCCUCAACCAUCGACGAUGGGGCGAGCUUGCCCGCUUCGUCUCGGACGACGUCAAGCACAAUGGCCGACCUCUAGGCGUGGCUGGCUACCGCGCCAUGCUCGUCGAGGACUGCGAGCGGAUCCCGGACCUGCGCUUCGAUGUAGUGCUGGUGGCCGCCACACCUCCGCUUCUGGCUGCCCGGAUCAACUUUGAUUGCUCACCAGCAGGAACCUUUCUUGGCCUGGCUAUCAACGGGCGACGGGUGGUCUUCUCGGAGAAUGUCUUCUACCGCUGGGAGGGCCAGCGUAUCGUGGAGGUAUGGUCCGUCUUGGACAAGCUCGCCCUGGAGGAGCAGUUGGCGGCGGGGACGAUUUGA
This is a messenger RNA of Jaminaea rosea, 393 nucleotides long. RefSeq names its product SnoaL-domain-containing protein. NCBI's taxonomy places the organism in Eukaryota, Fungi, Basidiomycota, Exobasidiomycetes, Microstromatales. Gene Ontology annotation, biological process: polyketide metabolic process. The transcript has a single exon. The coding region runs from base 1 to 393 and encodes 130 amino acids. The record is from RefSeq and is a predicted model, not a curated record.